UCAUUAAUUUUUCGUAUUAAUUAAAGGAAAAAAGAAUUAAAAAUAUUAAAAAAUUAUUUUAAUUCGUUAUUAGAAAAAAAAAUGGCCUCAUUUUUUAAUUCAAUGAGUAAUCCAUUUGCUAGUCAAAUUGGACAAAGAAUUGAGCAAGCAACAGAUGCAAGUUUAGCUUCUGAAAAUUGGGCUUUGAAUAUGGAAAUAUGCGAUAUGAUAAAUGAGUCUUCGGAUACAGCAAGAGAUGCUAUGAAAGCGAUAAGGAAACGUCUUACACAAAGUGCUGGAAAAAAUAAUCAAGUUAUUAUGUAUACGUUGAUUGUUUUAGAAACUUGCGUCAAAAAUUGUGGCAAAGCCUUUCAUGUUUUGGUAGCCAAUAAAGAAUUUAUUCAAGAAUUAGUAAAAAUCAUUGGACCAAAAAAUGAUCCCCCAAAGGCUGUGCAAGAAAAGGUUUUGAAUUUGAUACAAGUAUGGGCCGAUGCUUUUAAGAAUCAACCAGAUUUAAAUGGUGUUGUGCAAGUAUAUCAAGAGUUAAAAAAUAAAGGAAUCGAAUUCCCAGUAAACGAUGUUGAGUCAAUGGCUCCGAUUUAUACGCCACAAAGAAGCGUACCGGAAACAACACCAGUUCAACCGCCGCCCAUGUCAUCACCUCAACAUGGAGUGCAAAUAAGUCCAGCUUCAGCUGCUAUUUCAAAUGGACCAUCAUCUUUAUCACCAGAACAAACUUCAAAAUUACAGUCAGAACUGGACAUAGUGUCGAUGAACAUGUCGAUUCUAGGAGAAAUGUUAAAUGAAAUGAAACCUGGUCAAGAAGAUCCAAGUGAUUACAAAUUGUUAAAUGAUUUAGUUCAGACUUGCAAAGAAAUGCAAGGCCGUAUAGUUGAUUUAAUUGGGCGUAUAACAAACGAUGAAAUAACAGCUGAGUUGUUGAGACUGAAUGAUGAACUUAACAACUUAUUUUUAAGACAUCAGCGAUAUGAAAAAAAUCGUGAUCCUAAUUCAACUAAUAAUACUCCGUCAGCAAUCUUAGGAGCAGCGUUAGGAGUUCCAUUAAGUAAAGAAAAGGAAAAACCAAAAGAUGAAUUAAUUGAUUUAAGCGAUGGUGCUACAGGUGGUUCUGGAACUGAAGACAUUUCCUCGCAAUUCAGUAGACUAGGAAUGGGGACAGCAUCUUCUCAAUUAUCGAAACUAGAUGGGGUGCAGGCAAAUGUUGGCAAAAUUUCCAAAGAUGCUGAUGAAUUCGACAUGCUGGCCCAGUCGAGAAAUGUAACAACAGAUCCAUCAAAAAUUAACAGCGUUAAAGACAUUCCAAUAGUAGAAACAAAUGUAGGAAACCAAAAUAAGCAAUCGACAAAAGAAAGUGAAUUUGAUGAAAUGGCUGCGUGGUUAAAUAAUUCUAAAGACAUCGAAGGAACCGAAGAAAUUUUAACAAGUACAGAGUUCGAUAAAUUUUUAGCAGAAAGAGCCGCAGCUGCCGAAAAUUUACCAACCUUGUCAAUCGCAACAAAUAAUAUAAAUGAAGAUACGGAAGGAAAUCGCCAAAAAAAGAAAAAAGAUGAUGAAAAUUUACUUGCACUUUGAGGCAAUAACAUUAGUUGCUGAUUUGAAACAAAGAGAAAUUAAGCUGAGGUUAUGAAAUAAAGAAGAAUUAAAACUAAGAAAUAUUUAUUAUUUAAAAUAAUUAACCAUAAUAAUGUUAUUUAAACAUACUAAAUAACUAAAAUUAUGUAUUAUAAUCCAGAAAUAGCAAGUCUUUAAAAAUUUAAGUGCAAAGUAUACCAAUACAGUACAGGAAAUAUUAUGAAAAAAUUCUAAAAAUCUUCAAUAAGUUCAAUCUUCAAAAUUAAAAAACAAAAAAAACAUUCAAAUCCAC
Messenger RNA from Condylostylus longicornis, 1864 nucleotides. Its product is annotated as TOM1-like protein 2. The transcript is spliced from 9 exons. NCBI's taxonomy places the organism in Eukaryota, Metazoa, Arthropoda, Insecta, Diptera, Dolichopodidae. The record is from RefSeq and is a predicted model, not a curated record. Gene Ontology annotation, molecular function: ubiquitin binding; phosphatidylinositol binding; clathrin binding. Gene Ontology annotation, biological process: signal transduction. Gene Ontology annotation, cellular component: membrane; endosome. Bases 82 to 1572 code for a protein of 496 amino acids.